CCGGAAGUAGUAGUGCAUGUUUACAUAGUCAGCUGACUUCAGUUCACCUGAUAGUGAUUAGCAAAAGAAAAAUGCAGUUUUGCACAUCUUAUUGCUAAAUGAUUUAAGUAUAUGCUACGUUUAUGGGUUUAUUCUGCUAGCAGCUCUUUCGCUUUAACAAUUAGCUGCCAGUUAGCUUAGCAUUGAGCAGCUGUUUAGUAAACUAGCUGUGAAAGCUCAGGAAACCUUUUGACUCAUCUUUUAAAAUAAACCUUUACAAAUGGACAAGAUAGCUCAAGAUGUGGGUGAUAUCCAGUCUCGGCUGUUAGACCACAGACCUGUCAUCAAUGCAGAAAUCCGCUACUUUGUGAGAGAGUUUGAGGAAAAACGUGGACACAGAGAGAGCAGACUUCUAGAGAACCUCAAUAAAAUGGUCACCGAAAAUAAUGACCAAAUGAUGCCCACUAAUUUAGAGACCAUCAACCAGCAGCUGUCUGAUAUCACCAAGCGAUUAGAGGCUGCUAAUCACAUGGCAGAAAGAGUCCAGCAGAGGGCGCUAGAGGCACAGCAGAGCAACCAGCUGCAGGUGAACAUGGAGCAUUUGAAAGAAGAGUGGGCAGAGUUUCUGAAGGAGCAGCAGAAAUUAAAAGAGGAGGUGGACGAGGAGCACGCUAAGGCUGUGGGACAACUCAGCAUUCAGUACAGCGAAAUGAAGAAGGAGUUAACCAAGUUACCAUCCAUUUAAUCAGUCGUUUGUAAUGGUGUGAGUGAAAACACUCUGUGUGUGUUUAUCAUGAACUGUUCAGCACAUGCAAAGCAAAGUUACUGGCUUUGAUGUAUAUACCUGCUAGUUAGCAUAAAGAGGUUUUGCUGCAGCGCAACAGCCAACAUUUUCCAAAUCAUAAAUCUGAAAGUGCGAUAAACAAUGUGACAUUUUCACAGGCCAUCAAACUCACAAUGUUCUGUCUUUUAGCACAUGGAAUUUUCACAACACCUAAAAGGUCUGGAAUACGUCAUUUUUCUUCAACAAGCAAGCAUUUGAUUGUUCCAUGGCUGUGAAGUUUUCAACAUUUAAAGAAUUUUAAUGGAUGACUGCCUGAGGGGAGCAGAUGAUAAAUUUGCCCCAAGUUGAAAGAAACCUGGAUCUUAAAAUGUUGGAAAAGUCCGUCUGAGCAGGUGUGUUUAAAGCACAGGUCAAGUGUUUGUAGAAACGAGCAGAAACAGAACUGUUUCCAGAGAACAUCAUCCCUCACCUGCUCACAUAUGUUUGGAACAUUUGACCUGUGACAAUAAUUCAUGUAAGCCAACUGCCUAUGAAGUCCCUUUGAUAAUAAAAUACCUUCGCUUGGGCCAAAUUUGAA
Labrus bergylta (ballan wrasse) is the source of this 1340-nucleotide messenger RNA. It is a transcript of the gene bloc1s5, whose product is annotated as biogenesis of lysosomal organelles complex-1, subunit 5, muted. Gene Ontology annotation, cellular component: BLOC-1 complex; transport vesicle. The record is from RefSeq and is a predicted model, not a curated record. NCBI's taxonomy places the organism in Eukaryota, Metazoa, Chordata, Actinopteri, Labriformes, Labridae.